GAUCUGAUGGACCCUGGUACUAAUGCCAGAGACAUACUCAAUGGGAAGCAUGAAAUCCGUUUGAAGAGAGGCUUCAUAGGAGUCGUGAAUCGUUCGCAAAAAGAUAUCGACGAUAGGAAAGACAUCCAGAAAGCCUUGUCCGACGAAAGCAAGUUCUUUACUGAGCACCCGGCGUACGGACCAGACAUGGCCUACAAGUUAGGCAUCAAAUAUCUUCAGGAGUACUUACAGUCAGAGCUGUCAAACCACAUCCUCCGACGACUGCCCCAAUCGAAGCCCAAAUUGGAGACCAAAUUGUCUGAAAUCAACGAAAGGUUGUCCGAAAUGGAGGUCCCGUUGACUGAAAAGACCAAAGAGACACAUUUGGCCCAAACUAAUGAGUCGUUUCGCCAGAGUUUCGACAGCGCAAUGGGAGGAAAGGUAUGUCGAGUGGACACCAAGAAGCUGAGUGGCGGCGCCCGCAUUAACGUUCUCAUGAACGACACGUUCGCCAAAGAAGUGGAUCACUUGUUUUACGACGAGACCCGCUUAGGUCGGGAGAUCGCCACAGCCAUUCUCAACGCUCCCGGGGCCAAGUUAGCACUUUUCAUACCUGAUGUUGCAUUCACCUCAUGUGUGGAGUCACAGAUCGAGCUAUUCCGUAUGCCAUCGCUAGCGGAUAUAUACUCCAAAUUAACCCUCGAUUCUGUUCGCGAGUCCAACAAAAAAUGUAAAAUCUUUGUCGAGCAUAUGGUGGCCACUGAAAAGUGCUAUAUAAAUACCAUCCACGAAGACUUCAAAAAAGUUACUGGAGAGUUGACAUCCAGUCUUAUAUCGGAUGUACAGCUGAAAGUCACGACACAAGCCAUUCAACAGAACUCAAAGUCCGAUAGGUUUUCAUACAAGAAGAAGGACUUCUGGUUUGUUCUGAAGGGCUCUACUCUGUCGUGGUUUACGGAUGAGACACACAAAGUCCAAAAGGGUUCAGUCGAUGUGAAGGGCUUUCAUUUGAAGUCGGAAACAGACUUUUCAUUGACUUUGGUUUUACCAAAAAAGAAACUAUUAAGUUUGGGAUCAAAUAGUGAACACGAAUUUGUGUUCAAUUCAAAAGAUAUGACACUGAAGUGGAAGGACUGGUUUGAGGGGGUGGGGGUUAAGGUGGACAAUGGGGGUCCAGCGGCUGACAACGAGUCUCUAUACAAAGACACAAAAUCGGAGUCCAAUCAAUCGUUGAGUCGUUACUCGCAAUCGAGUCAUAGUAUUAGUAGUCAUUCGUGCGAAGACAUGGCAUUCCCAGAUCACAUGCCGGGACAGGUAGAUGUGGUCAAGAAGUAUAUCGAUAGAUACGUUGUCAUACUUAAGACUAUUUUCAGGGAUCGUUUGCCCAAAUUGUGUCAAUUAGAGCUCAUAGACUCGACCUCCAAGUUCAUCGCAACCGAACUCCACGUCCGCCUCAGACAUCAGUUUCCGACAAUCGAUGAUAUCUUAGGCGAAGAUCCCGAUAAAGACGAGAGAAUUGAUUUGCAGAACCGGAAGCAGCACUAUAUCGAAGCCAUUGACAUAAUCGACAAGUUCUGCAAAAUGAAACUUUGA
Messenger RNA from Oppiella nova, 1572 nucleotides. Lineage: Eukaryota; Metazoa; Arthropoda; Arachnida; Sarcoptiformes; Oppiidae. The record is from the annotation of a GenBank genome assembly.